AUGCAAAAGGUGACAUCUAAGCUGCCGUCCUGGGACACCACCAAGACCACAAGCAAGAAGGGCUUUGACAAGGUCUGGGGUUGGGCGGAUAAGCUCGGAGCACCCGUGAAUCGGCUUUCCAAUCGCAUUGGCAGCGAAGCGUUUUGGCCUACGACGCUGGACAAGGAAAGCGACAAAGCCGCAAGAAUUUUGAGAUCAUUUUGCAAGGAUGGUUUCUAUACGGAAGAAGAGCGACCGGCUGAUGAUGCCGGCCCGAAGCGGAAGCAACGAGUUAUCAAGAAGAUUCCUCAAAAAGUAAUAGAGAAUGCUGUUGGUCUCGCCAUCUUUACAACUAUGCGCACCGGUCUGUGGAUAUCCGGAGCUGGCGGUUCUGGAGUCCUAGUUGCCCGACAGGAAGAUGGAUCAUGGUCACCCCCUUCGGGCAUUAUGCUCCACACAGCCGGUUUAGGAUUCCUUGUUGGUGUUGACAUAUACGACUGCGUGCUGGUGAUCAACAAUCCCAAGGCCCUUGAGGCAUUCACCAAGAUCCGAGCCACUCUUGGUGGAGAGAUCAGUGCAGUCGCCGGACCUGUCGGCAUGGGUGGAGUUCUCGAAAACGACGGCAAGUGGAAGCAGGCAAACAGGCCGGUGUUCACAUACCUCAAAUCCCGUGGCUUCUAUGCAGGUGUCCAGGUCGACGGUACGGUUGUGAUUGAGCGCACUGACGAAAACGCCCGCUUCUAUGGAGAGACGAUAGGUGUUGCCGACAUUUUGGCUGGAAAAGUUCGACAUCGACCUCCGGAGCUUAAAAUGCUGAUGGAGACGUUAAAGGCCGCUGAAGGUCGAUCUGAUGUUGACGAAGAGCUCAUGGAGGAGCUCGAAGGACAGCCAGCACCAGGUGACGUCAAUGUCGAGGCUCCCAGCGAUGGAAAACUAUUCGGCAUUCCCGAACCUGACGAUCCAGAUCCCUAUGGCUUCUUGGCACUACAAAAGGAGGGACUGGAUAUCGUGGAAGCUGGCACUCGCUCGAGACCAUCAAGCCGCCAGUUCGAAUAUCAUCCAAGCCCAACUAGUCCAGUAUGGAGUUCUGAUCGACACUACGAGUCGUCCGAUGCUGGCACACAAACAGAUGAAGUCAUUACUCCAAUCACAAGCCCCGUCAUCAACGGCUUCGGGCACUCAAACCUUUACGAUGAGAACGGCGACUUUUAUAACGCGGUCAACGAUAGUCCCUGGAGUUCAAAGGGCCGCAAAAACAGCAUACACCGCGACUGGGGCAGAGACGACAGCCUUACCUUUUUCAGCGAAGACGACGAGAAAUCGGAAGCGGCGUUCUUGUCUCCCUCCGAUCUACGAUCACAAUCCAUCAGCGCUCCUCCAGUUGAUGCUGUAGUCACUCCCGCCCGCGUGCCACCUCCCCUUCCGCCGAGGAAUAUCUCCCGGCCUCUCAAACCUGAGUUUGAGGAAGUAGAUCUGAAGGCCGUCGAAGUUGCGAGCCACGAGGAAGCUCUUUCGUCCGCUCCCCAUUCGGAAUUUACCGCCAAAGAGACAGAAGGCAGCAUCAGUGAAGCAACGUCGGUUUCACCCAGGGAAACGCCACUUGGAAAGGAGGACGAGCACUUUGCUUUGCCACACGAAACCUCCAAUACUCUCUUCGAUUCUGAUUCACACUCGCUUGAGAUUAACGCUCGGGACGAGGGUGAGAGAUUCCACAGCCUCCCUGGCAGUCCUCGCAAGUCUGGUGAAUAA
This is a messenger RNA of Trichoderma breve, 1728 nucleotides long. Its product is annotated as las17-binding protein actin regulator domain-containing protein. The record is from RefSeq and is a predicted model, not a curated record. Gene Ontology annotation, molecular function: phosphatidylinositol binding. The transcript is spliced from 3 exons. Bases 1 to 1728 code for a protein of 575 amino acids. Lineage: Eukaryota; Fungi; Ascomycota; Sordariomycetes; Hypocreales; Hypocreaceae.